Molecule: messenger RNA, 382 nt
Organism: Perkinsus marinus ATCC 50983
Lineage: Eukaryota; Perkinsozoa; Perkinsida; Perkinsidae
Exons: 1
Source: RefSeq, a predicted model, not a curated record
CGGUCCAGUGGCGCUCGGUCAACUGGUCAAGUAUGCUGGUAACGAGCUCGAUGCUGUCGACGCCACACCUCCUGCCCUGGUGGUUCCCCUCGAUCAACUCGAAGCUGAUGAUUGGGUUGCGUGGGAAACUAGUGAACUUGACGGCCAGGUGGUUAGUCUGGAUAUUGGACGGAUCCAUCGUGUCGAGGGUUCUGUUGAGGAUGAAACCUUCAGAGUCUACCGUGCAAGACGGUUGGCCAGUGGUGAUUUCACGAUGCAUCAUGCCGAUCCCGUGGUGGUCAAGGUGGACGACGUCAUUUUCAGUGGAUCAUGGCUGAAGGUUCCGCUCAGUGAUGAGUCUCAGUCAAGGCUCAGUGCCUUUGGAUACGACUUGGACGCCUGA